Molecule: messenger RNA, 801 nt
Organism: Paramuricea clavata
Lineage: Eukaryota; Metazoa; Cnidaria; Anthozoa; Malacalcyonacea; Plexauridae
Source: the annotation of a GenBank genome assembly
AUGAUGAUGCAUAUGAAUGUGAGUCACGACAUCAAACCAAUGGAAUAUGAGAACCAGAUUGAAUUAGCAAGGGAAAUUAUACUUACUUUUGUCGCCAUUUUUACCAUUUUUGACAAUACCAUGGUUCUGGCUGCUACAUGGAGAGAAAGGAGUCUUCAUCAACCAAAUAAAUAUUUUAUUGCUUGUCUGGCUGUAGCUGAUCUUUUGGUUGGUAUGUUCGUAGCCCCACUGGAGGUGUUUCAACUCACUCUCGAUGAUAAAUCGAGAUGGACAAUAUCCUUCCUUCUAUGUCGUUUUAUGGCGUGGAUAGAUACAUUCGCGUUAACAGCCUCUAUUUCUUCACUGACAUUCAUCAGUUUCGACCGAUAUCUAAAAAUGAGGAAGCCCCUUCAGUACAGAUCCAUAAUGACAACUUCCAAAUCAUGGAAAAUCAUCUUUAUCAUUUGGUUCAUUUCUGCUGCUUUUGCCACCUACAGCACCACUCCAUGUUCAGGAGGCAUUGGCAUCUGGAUGAUAUUUAGUCCAUGUCCCACCUAUUGGUAUUAUUGGAAUAAAAGUAAAGCAUUCUUUACUAUUCUGGCAGUAGGUGUGUUUUUUCUACCUAUGCUGGUUAUGUAUUCUCUCAUUUAUGUUGUUGUUCGUAAACGACGAAAGAUGAUGCGAGAUGGUGAACUGGGUCAAACCUGCAUUGAUCAAAACCAACGACGUGCCUUUAUUCAAGAUCUGAAGGUUAUCCGAAUGUUAUUUAUUGUUGUCGGAGUGUUUAUACUUUGUUGGGGUCCUUACUUCAUUUAUACAUAA